Molecule: messenger RNA, 1436 nt
Organism: Emiliania huxleyi CCMP1516
Lineage: Eukaryota; Haptophyta; Isochrysidales; Noelaerhabdaceae
Exons: 7
Coding region: 50-1294 (414 amino acids)
Biological process (GO): unsaturated fatty acid biosynthetic process
Cellular component (GO): endoplasmic reticulum membrane
Molecular function (GO): stearoyl-CoA 9-desaturase activity; iron ion binding
Source: RefSeq, a predicted model, not a curated record
AGAGCGACGCCCUCGCCGCCGCCGUACCCGCUCAAGAGACGCGUGCCACAUGGUCGCGUUGCUGCUUUACGUCUUCGGCCAACGCGUCCGUCAGCCGCCAACUCUCAACCACUGCAGUCGAGCGGGAGUGUUUACGAACGGGGCUAGGGCGGCUCGUGAGUGCCUGUUCCCUCCACCGCUCUGGACUUACGUGUCGCCUUCGCCUCAGGGGAUGCGCCUCCUGGUGUUCUGCUCGCCGUUUCUCGCUCUCAUGCCCGGGCUCGUGCUGCUGGGGCGCGCCUUCACCAGCUGGCACCACCGCAUACUGGUUGCGUGCAUCGCGCUAGCCUGUGCACGAAGCGGAUUCCGCCUCGCGGCAACGUGCGGGACGACGCCGCACAAGGAGUCCGACUACUCCGGGCAGCCCAACGCGUUCCAGUGGUUUUAUCUCGCCGUCGUCUGUCCGUGCUACAUCACCUCCCUCUGUCCUGUCGCGAGCUACUCGCACCCGCUCUCACUGUGCGUGGCGUUGUUCGCUGCGAUCUGGUUCAAGGUGGCGGUCUGCAUGUCGCUCUGCCUCCACCGCUACGCCGCCCACGCCGCCUUCCAGUGUGAGGGCGCCACGCAGCUCGCGUGCGGGAUCUUGGGGUGCCUCGCCUUUCAAGGGGGCCCGCUCUGGUGGGCGGCAAAGCACCGCUCGCACCACAAGUAUUGGGACGUCGACUCGCGCGACCCGCACUCUCCCGCUCUGAUCGGAGACGCGAGUGCUUUCACCUUCUUCAUCGCGGGCGAUUCGGACGACGCCUGUGCGCGGAUGCAGGCCGUCGACGAGGACUUUGUCCCGGCGCACGCAGACUCGCGCACCAUGCGCUGGCUAGACACGUUCGGCGGCGUCCUCUUCCCGGCGCUUGAGUUCCUCGCCGCCUUCCAGCUCGGCGGAGACGCCGCGCUGUGGGUCAGCUUCUGCUCCUCCGCCCUCUGCCAGAGCGGCUCCCUCUGGUUCAACGUCAAGAACCACCCUCCGCACGGGGCACCCGAGUGCUCCGCCACGGCGCAGACCCCAGGUAUCCUCGGCGUCCUCGCCGGCCGCGGCCGAGGCAGCGAGGCCAUCACCGUCGUCUGCGACGCCGUGACGGCGCUGAUUGCGCCCCUCGCCGGCGAGGGUACCCACGACCACCACCACAAAUACCCCAGGCUCGCCGUGCGCCCCGGUGCCGACCUCUGUCGGUAUGUGGUUGCCGCCGCGAGCGCCGCCGGCCUGAUCCACAAGGUGCACUGGCUCGGACGAGUCGACGACUCGUCCAAGGCCAAUUAGCGCGGCGCCCUCUCUCGCGCGCGCCCUCUUUUUAGCUCUGCCGGCCUCUGUACUAUCGCCGUGCGCGCCGACAGAGGCGCCAGCGGUGUCUGUUACUGUUACACCAUGCUGCCCCAGCUCUCGGGGGGCACCUUUGUCCAAA